AUGUAUCGGCAGAUUCUGACGGACCAACGUAGCAACAACCUGCAGCAUAUCGUGUGGAGUCCGUCACCAGAAGCCCCUCUACAAACAUACGAGCUGAAAACCGUUACUUACGGUACCGCUAGCGCCCCGUUUCUUGCUACACGAGUGCUGCAGCAACUGGCUGAUGACGAGCAGAACGAUUUCCCCGAAGCUGCCAACGUUCUUCGUAAGGACUUUUACGUUGACGACUUGUUUUCCGGAGCGAACACGAUAGAAGAAGCAAUCACUCUACGAAAGCAACUAGAAUCUCUUCUCAAAAGAGGAGGAUUUGAACUACGGAAAUGGGCUUCAAAUGAACCAGCGGUAGUAGAAGACGUCCCGACCGAGAACAGGGCUCUCAAGUCAUCGGUCGACCUCGACAGGGAUCAGUGCAUAAAAACCCUUGGGCUCCACUGGGAGCCAGCCACCGACGUUCUUCGCUACAAAACUCAACUUUCUUCAACCUCAUCUAACGAAGCUUUGACAAAACGGAUCGCACUUUCGUACAUAGCACGAUUGUUCGACCCACUUGGACUUGUUGGACCCGUCGUAACAACAGCAAAAAUCUUUAUGCAAGCGAUUUGGACACUCGUGGACGACGAGGGAAAGACAUGGAGCUGGGAUAAGGAACUUCCACCCACAUUCAAGACCCGUUGGGAAUCGUACCAGUCUCAACUUCCCUCCCUCAACGAGCUUCGGAUACCACGUUGCGUUCUGUUUCCGUCAUCAACAUCAUUGCAAAUCCACGUCUUCACCGACGCCUCCAAUCACGCAUACGGUGCGUGUGUCUACCUUAGAUCAACAAACUCCAAUGGCUGCGUCAAGGUAGCGCUCCUGACCUCCAAAUCUAAAGUCGCACCCCUCAAGAAACAAAGCAUUCCGCGACUUGAGCUGUGCGGUGCCCUUGCUGGCGCUCAACUCUACGAGAAGGUUAUGGCUUCGCUUCAAAUAACGGUCGAUACAUUUUUCUGGGUCGAUUCCACUGUAGUACUCUGCUGGCUGAAAUCCUCUCCCUCUACAUGGACAACAUUCGUGGCGAACCGAGUAUCCAAGAUCCAGCUUGCUACCAAAAACUGCUCGUGGAAUCACGUCGCCGGAAUACAGAAUCCAGCUGAUCUCAUCUCUAGAGGAACAACAGCGGAUAAUCUCACCGAAAGCAAUCUUUGGUGGAACGGUCCCGAAUGGCUACAGCGUGAACCUUCCGAAUGGCCAAUAGCUCAAUCCAACUCUAAUCAACCCGAAGAAGCCCUUCAAGAAACCAAGAAGCUACUCGUCACGGCAGUUCCAGCUGCCGAAGAACUGUCAUUCAUUGAUGAGCAUGUCGGAAAGUUCUCCAACUACGCACCGAACGACAACAACUACUACAACGGCAACCUGUACCAGCGAAGUCUCGUCUUCGAUGGUUUCAUCCUUUUCUCGACGACAAUCAAGUUCUUCGGAUCGGCGGACGACUUAGCAACUCUCAACUUUCGUUCGACAACAAGCAUCCCGUCAUCCUACCAUCGUCACACGCAUUCUCAUCUCUGCUGGUUAGAUCCUUUCAUCUACGACAUCUUCACGCAGCACCACAGCUUCUUCUCACGCUACUCCGUCUCCGGUAUUGGAUCAUAG
Molecule: messenger RNA, 1629 nt
Organism: Ochlerotatus camptorhynchus
Lineage: Eukaryota; Metazoa; Arthropoda; Insecta; Diptera; Culicidae
Exons: 2
Coding region: 1-1629 (542 amino acids)
Source: RefSeq, a predicted model, not a curated record